AUGAAAAGAAUAUUCUCAGGCGCCAAGUCGCCAGAGUUCCCGGCACCCCCCAAGUUUUUCCAACGAGAUGGGUCAAGCUCGGGACCGUCUAGUCCCAAGGGUAUUCGUUCGAGGUCUUCAUCAAUUUCCAAGAUUUUCAGUGGUGACAGUUCGCCGAAAGCUGCACCCGUGGAAUUGCCCCAGGAAAUGUCUGCUAGCGGGAACGUGUCACCAGAGUUGGUACCGAUAGUAACAUUGUUAUCUGCACAUACGCAUAGGAGAUAUCAUGAGGGAGUGUUUUUGAUUCUACAGGACUUGAAAGCGGAUGGAUCACCAGCUGCAAGAAAAUGGCAGGAGGUGUACGGAGUAUUGAUAGGAACGCAAUUGGCAUUGUGGGAUGCGAAAGAGCUGGCUGAUUGCGAUACUGGUGCGAAUCCCAGGUUGAAGGAUGUUGCCGCAAAGCCUCAUUACAUAAACUUUACAGAUGCUUCGUUGAGAGCACUUAAUGGAUCAGAUGCUGUCGUUACAGAGAGUAAGAAUAAAUUGAACAACGCUUUGGUGGUGUCGACCACUUUGAAGAACAGAUACUUCUUACAGUACAGUGAUAAGGAGUCGUUCAAUCGUUGGCACGCGGCUAUAAGGCUGAGUUUGUUUGAAUGUACUUCAUUACAAGAGGCAUAUACGGGAGCAUUUUUGUCUAGUAGAGGUGCAAAACUGGGCGAUAUUAAGAUAAUUCUUGCAGAUUCAAAAUUCAACUACGAGGAUUGGGUCAGUGUUAGGUUUGGAACCGGUAUGCCAUGGAAACGAUGUUUCGCUGUGAUAUCUCAAGGAACCAGCAAGAAACAUCCCUACGGGAAGAUUAAAUUCUAUGAGAACGAAAAGAAGACCAAGAAGGCUCAUGUCAUGGCUACUGUGGUCUCUUCUAAGGCCCUGUAUGCUGUGUAUCCUUCAUCUCCAAUGUUAAUUGAUACCUCAACUAUCAUCAAGGUCGAGGGAGAAAUUAUUUUUGACAAGAAAGAGACCCCACAGGAGACAAAUAUUUUCAUCAUGCCGGAGAAACAUCAGGCCGUUCCAGGGUAUGACACUAUCAUCAGAUUUUUAGUCCCUGCGAUGAACGCUUUCAAGCUUUACGGUAGACCCAAGAAGCUGAUCGCCAAUAAGGAUGAUCAAAACUCUCUGCUGUUCGCAUUACCGACUCUACCUCAUGUUCAUUAUUUGAAGGUAGACGAAUUAUUGCCACUAACAAACUCUGUAUCCAGUUUACAAUGGACCCCACAUGACUGGAGGGACCACGUUAGAGAUCUUUUGCAAAAGAAGAUUUCUCAGGGGUAUACAGGCUGUGGGUCUAGUUCUGGACUAACGGGAGCGCUUGCAUCCCCAGUGAUUGGAUCUGCAGAACUUUUCGAGGGAUCUGGAGGUAUUUCAUCUCCAACUUUCUUAUCCUUACAAAAGCCGUUUUACGGCAACAGUUUGUCAUCGAAGAGUAAUCUUUCCGGGAGUAUUUCCACCAUAACUUCAAGAUCGGGCUCUCCAAAUUCCAAACGUAAAUCCUUGCUUGGAGCUUCGAGUGGAAAUAAGGUCUCCAGCGACUCAGUGUCAGCAACAAGCUUCUACAGCUCGAGAUCUAACGAUAAAUUCGAGACUCCUCAUGCGUCGGGUUUGCAGAUUCACAAAGAAGGUGUACCUCCGUCAAAUAUUGCCAAGAAAGAUGUCCCGAGCUUCCAAAUCACCGAAGAUCAUUCAGAUCCCCACUUGAAAGUUGACAUACCCAACUCUAACUUUGAUCGGUUAGGAGAAGACAAGGUGAAGAAAAAUAAGAAUGACCCAGUGUCCAAAUUUUCUCAUGCGUCUGAUUUAUCAGCCAUCUACGACAAGUAUUCCGCCUCUCCCUUUGGUCAAAGUCAGGCAAACAGUCCGGUAGCUCAAACUAUUGAAAUCAAUGACAGAAGUCCAUACGAGCAAUACGUGGGUUCAUCUGAGGGUAAAACUUUUGAAAUUCCAAAUAUCAGAGACUCAAAUAGUACAGCUGAUACUACUACUCAAAAAUCCAUGGGUAAUUAUUACGCAGGAAAUGACGAUGAUAAAGACGACGACUUAGAAGAGGCCCGCGCUUUGACCGAAUUUAACGAUUUGGCAAACAGGGUUCGAGGAUUGGAAAUGAAACCGAACGCCGUCAGAACGGCUGUUAACAACGAAGAAAAAUCACCUAUUGCCUUGGAUUUCAACUUUAACGCGGCUAAUGAUGAAGCUACUGGCUACGGUGAUGAAGUCGCCGAUGAUGAUGCCAAUGUAUUUGAUCCUGACUUCAUGGAACAAAAUCAAAUGCUUGAGAAUGAAAGUAGACAUUUUGCAGCUGAUAGUCAGUCAAAUUUUUCUGGCCAUUCGCACUCCCAAGAACAACUCCCACAAGAAGACAGGCUUCAGCAAAAAGUGCAUGUUCCAGCACCUAACAUGAAUCACAAUAAUCAAAGCCUCCCUCAUUCAGCUGCAGUAACUGACUUUAGGCAGCACAGAAAGCCACCAGCCGGUUACAAUGGAGCACAAGCUCAGGGUCCAAUGCUUCCUCAAAACGGUUACGGCAAUGGCUACAGACAACCUCCACCUCAACAGGCCUUUGAUCCAAACCACGCUGCGAGACGCUCCCCUUACCAACGCCAAGGAUAUCCUAACUCUUUUGUGAGGCCACCACCACAAGGUAUCUCACCACAAAACCCUCAGUUUCCCAAUCACGGGCAGGGCUACAAGGCCCCAUAUGCAACAAGGCCCACGCAUCCCCAAUUACAACAACAACCUCCAGUUAAUAUGCAACAACAGCAUCGUCCAUAUUCUCCAAAGUACGCUCAAAAUUACCCACCACAGCAGCAGCCGAAUCAUGGAAGACCAUACAACAAUAUGUAUAACGGAUCUUACGCACCCCAGUCCGUGCAUACUAUGGAGGGCGUAGCACCAAUUCAACCUCAGGGUAGAGCAGGUCCCUAUCCCCAGGCGGCAGGUCCGAUGGGCAGCCACAAACCGCGUGUACCUCCUUCGAGUGGGUUUUCUCAGUUCAUGCCUACCUCCACUACAAAUGCAAAUCCUUACUCAAGAUGA
Torulaspora delbrueckii is the source of this 3069-nucleotide messenger RNA. It is a transcript of the gene SKG3, whose product is annotated as Skg3p. NCBI's taxonomy places the organism in Eukaryota, Fungi, Ascomycota, Saccharomycetes, Saccharomycetales, Saccharomycetaceae. The coding region runs from base 1 to 3069 and encodes 1022 amino acids. The record is from RefSeq and is a predicted model, not a curated record. The transcript has a single exon.